Molecule: messenger RNA, 4912 nt
Organism: Nycticebus coucang (slow loris)
Lineage: Eukaryota; Metazoa; Chordata; Mammalia; Primates; Lorisidae
Gene: CAPRIN1
Product: cell cycle associated protein 1
Exons: 19
Coding region: 997-3126 (709 amino acids)
Cellular component (GO): cytoplasm
Molecular function (GO): RNA binding
Source: RefSeq, a predicted model, not a curated record
GCUGAACAUAACUCCUUUUAAUACUUUCCUUCCACCACUUGUUUUCUCAUUUUCUGCUCACUGUCCGCAUCCACCCCACCCCAAGGUUGGAAUAAUUCUAUAGGAGAAAAAAAAUUUUUUCUUUGUAUUUCAGUCCACAUUCCCUUUAUAAAGUUUUAGGUAAAUCUAAAACAAAAGGAAAAAAAGUCUAAUAAUUUGUAAUACUCAGGCCCAUCGGAUACAUGACAUCUUAGAGUAGUUGGUAAUUUUUAACGCGAAUCCGGGAUUUUAGGACGUAAAAAGCCAUCAAACAAGUCCAUUCCAGACGCGUUCUACAGAGAAUUCCCAGGUUACUAGGUGUUUGCUUUUUGGUUAGCGGCGAGUUGUCUUUUUUCAAAAGACCUUUUGGAUGGUGGGGGUUGGCUCGCUCUGCAUACACAAGGAAUUCUAGAAACUGGGAUUGCACCACCCGCCCCACGCACCCCUUACUUGCAGAAACCUUUGCCCCGACUCCCCGCCCCCACCAAAUAAGGACACUUCAUAGGGCAGGCGCCAGCUCCGGAGCCAGUUGCUUGACACCUAUUGUCCCCGUUUAGACGUCAAGCGACUUUGCCGGAAGGACCCUAGCUUCGAUUUCGUUCAAAACUCAAGGCACUGUUCAUUCGGCCCUCCGUGGCGGUCCCGAACUGCCUUAAGUGGCCGCGCUCCAGCGCAGGGGCUUGGGCAGGGAGGGGAGGUGAGCGGGCGGGCCCUUUCAGACAGGCGUUCUUGCCGGGCAGCCCGAGCGGCUGCGAAGGCCCCCGCUCCCCACUUCUCCCGCCCGCCGCGCCCCAGAGGGCUGGCUGGCUAAGUCCCUCCCGCUCCCAGCUCUCGCCUCACUAGGAGCUGCUCUCGGUGCAGCAGGGACAGGGCGAAGCGGCCUGUGCCCAGGGAACGCACGACACUGCCCGGAACGCACCGCCACCCUUGUUCCCUCGCUGCCCACUCGGGAUCUCCAGCGGCCUCGGCGCGCGCACGAUGCCCUCGGCCACCAGCCACAGCGGAAGCAGCAGCAAGUCGUCCGGACCUCCACCGCCGUCGGGUUCCUCCGGGAGUGAGGCGGCGGCAGGAGCCGGGGCAGCUGCGCCAGCUACUCAGCACCCGGCAACCGGCACUGGCGCUGUCCAGACCGAGGCCAUGAAGCAGAUUCUCGGGGUGAUCGACAAGAAACUUAGGAACCUGGAGAAGAAAAAGGGGAAGCUUGAUGAUUAUCAGGAACGAAUGAACAAAGGGGAAAGGCUUAAUCAAGAUCAGCUGGAUGCUGUGUCUAAGUACCAGGAAGUCACAAAUAACUUGGAGUUUGCAAAAGAACUACAGAGGAGUUUCAUGGCAUUAAGUCAAGAUAUUCAGAAAACAAUAAAGAAGACAGCACGUCGGGAACAGCUUAUGAGAGAAGAAGCUGAACAGAAACGUUUAAAAACUGUGCUUGAACUGCAAUAUGUUUUGGACAAAUUGGGAGAUGAUGAAAUACGAACUGACCUGAAACAAGGUUUGAAUGGAGUACCAAUAUUAUCUGAAGAGGAAUUGUCAUUGUUGGAUGAAUUCUACAAGUUAGUAGAUCCUGAACGGGACAUGAACUUGAGGUUGAAUGAGCAAUAUGAACAUGCCUCCAUUCACCUGUGGGACUUGCUGGAAGGAAAGGAAAAAUCUGUGUGCGGAACCACUUACAAAGUUCUAAAGGAAAUUGUUGAGCGUGUUUUUCAGUCAAACUACUUUGAUAGCACCCACAACCACCAGAAUGGUUUGUGUGAGGAAGAAGAGGCAGCCUCAGCACCUACAGUUGAAGACCAGGUAGCUGAAGCUGAACCUGAGCCAGCAGAAGAAUACACUGAACAAAGUGAAGUUGAAUCAACAGAGUAUGUAAAUAGACAAUUUAUGGCAGAAACACAAUUCAGCAGUGGUGAAAAGGAGCAGGUAGAUGAGUGGACAGUUGAAACAGUUGAGGUGGUAAACUCACUCCAGCAGCAACCUCAAGCUGCAUCCUCUUCAGUACCAGAGCCUCACUCUUUGACUCCAGUGGCUCAGGCAGAUCCCCUUGUGAGAAGACAGCGAGUACAAGACCUUAUGGCACAAAUGCAGGGGCCCUAUAAUUUCAUACAGGAUUCAAUGCUGGAUUUUGAAAAUCAGACACUUGAUCCUGCCAUUGUAUCUGCCCAGCCAAUGAAUCCAACACAAAACAUGGACAUGCCCCAGCUGGUUUGCCCUUCAGUUCAUUCUGAAUCCAGACUUGCUCAACCUAACCAAGUUCCUGUACAGCCAGAAGCUACACAGGUUCCUUUAGUUUCAUCUACAAGUGAGGGGUACACAGCAUCUCAACCUUUGUACCAGCCUUCUCAUGCUACAGAGCAACGACCACAAAAGGAACCAAUUGAUCAGAUUCAGGCAACGAUCUCUUUAAAUACAGACCAGACAACAGCAUCAUCAUCCCUUCCUGCUGCUUCUCAGCCCCAGGUGUUCCAGGCUGGGACUAGCAAACCUUUACAUAGCAGUGGAAUUAAUGUAAAUGCAGCUCCAUUCCAAUCCAUGCAAACGGUGUUCAAUAUGAAUGCCCCAGUUCCUCCUGUUAAUGAACCAGAAACUUUAAAACAACAGAAUCAGUAUCAGGCCAGUUAUAACCAGAGCUUUUCUAGUCAGCCUCACCAAGUAGAACAAACAGAGCUUCAGCAAGAACAGCUUCAAACAGUGGUUGGCACUUACCAUGGUUCCCAGGACCAGUCUCAUCAAGUGACUGGUAACCACCAGCAGCCCCCUCAACAGAACACUGGAUUUCCACGUAGCAGUCAGCCUUAUUACAAUAGCCGUGGUGUAUCUCGUGGAGGCUCCCGUGGUGCUAGAGGCUUGAUGAAUGGAUAUCGGGGCCCUGCAAAUGGAUUCCGAGGAGGAUAUGAUGGUUACCGCCCUUCAUUCUCUAACACUCCAAACAGUGGUUAUACACAGUCUCAGUUCAGUGCUCCCCGGGACUACUCUGGCUAUCAGCGGGAUGGAUAUCAGCAGAAUUUCAAGCGAGGCUCUGGGCAGAGUGGACCACGGGGAGCCCCACGAGGUCGUGGAGGGCCCCCAAGACCCAACAGAGGGAUGCCGCAAAUGAACACUCAGCAAGUGAAUUAAUCUGAUUCACAGGAUUAUGUUUAAUCGCCAAAAACACACUGGCCAGUGUACCAUAAUAUGUUACCAGAAGAGUUAUUAUCUAUUUGUUCUCCCUUUCAGGAAACUUAUUGUAAAGGGACUGUUUUCAUCCCAUAAAGACAGGACUAUAAUUGUCAGCUUUAUAUUACCUGGAUAUGGAAGGAAACUAUUUUUACUCUGCAUGUUCUGUCCUAAGCGUCAUCUUGAGCCUUGCACAUGAUACUCAGAUUCCUCACCCUUGCUUAGGAGUAAAACAUAAUAUACUUUACAGGGUGAUAAAUAUCUCCAUAGUUAUUUGAAGUGGCUUGAAAAAAGCAAGAUUGUCUUUUUUGACAUUGGAUAAAAUCUACAAAUCAGCCCUAGAGUUAUUCAAUGGUAACUGACAAAACUAAAAUAUUUCCCUUGAAAGGAAGAUGGAAAGAGUGGAGUGUGGUUUGGCAGAACAACUGCAUUUCACAGCUUUUCCAAAUUAGAGCAUUGAACGAACGUUUAGGUGCAUACCAAAUUACACAUGGGUCCUUAAUCAUACAUGUAAGGCUGACUAACAGCUUUGACACGGCACCAUACGUCUGGCCAAACGACUGUGGUUAAAAAGACAUGUAAGUUGCUUUUUACUAGCUGAUACUGUAUACAACAAAGCCAAAAUGCAAAAUUGGGCUUUGAUUGGCACUUUUUGAAAAAUAUGCAACAAAUAUGGGAUAUUAUCUGGAUGGCCGCUUCUGUACUUAAUGUGAAGUAUUUAGAUAACCUUUUGAACACUUAACAGUUUCUUUUAGACAAUGACUUCUGUAAGGAUUGGUAGUGUAUAUCAUUCCUUAUGACAUGCACAUUGUCACUAAACCUUGGAUCUUGCUGUAUUGUCACCUAAAUUGGUACAGGUACUGAAGAAAAUCUCUAAUGGGUAAUCAUAACACUCUUGGUCACAUGUUUUUCCUGCAAUUUGAAAGUUUUUUUUUUUUUUUAAAGGAAAAGAUAUCAAACGCCUGCUGCUACCACCCUUUUAAAUUGCUAUCUUUUGAAAAGCACCAGUAUGUGUUUUAGAUUGAUUUCCCAAUUUUAGGGAAAUGACAGUAGUUUCAGUUCUGAUGGUAUAAGCAAAACAAAUAAAACAUGUUUAUAAAAGUUGUAUCUUGAAACACUGGUGUUCAACAGCUAGCAGCUUAUGUGAUUCACCCCAUGCAAUGUUAGUGUCACAAAUUUUAUGGUUAUCUCCAGCAGUCAUUUCUGUAGUACUUGCACUUAUUUUUUGUCUUUUUAACCCUAAUUGAAGUCUCCUUUUCUCAUGGAGGCAUUUAUAUUCAAAGUGGUGAUUCCUUCCCUUAGAUGCAUAGGGAGAGUCUCAAGUUUGAUGGAAAUGGACAGUUGAGUAGUGACUUAGCCUUAUGUACUAUGUUGGAAUUUGUGCUAGCAGUUUGAGCACUAGUUCUGUGUGCCUAUAAAUUUAAUGCUGCUUGUCGUCCCAUUCCACUUUGACUUCAUGGAAAAUUAAUCCCACCAAUUAAGCAAAGGCUACUAAGUUAAUGAUAUUUUCUGUGCAGAAAUUAAAUUUUAUUUUUAGCCUUUAGCUAAGAAAUUUUUCCAGUAGGUGCUCAGCUACUUAAAAACUGUUCUCAAACAUUCAUCAUUAGACAACUGGAGUUUUUGCUGGUUUUGUAACCUACUAAAAUGGAUAGGCUGUUGAACAUUCCACAUUCAAAAGUUUUGUAGGGUGGUGGGGAGUGGGGGAUCUUCAAUGUUUAUUUUAAAAUAAAAUAAGUUCUUGACUUUU